CAACCGAAAGCGCCUGUCUAGAAAAAUCAGAAAAAUGCAAAUUGGUUCGAAUGUUUUGUCUAAAAGUUUUGUUUCAAUAAAAAUUUAUUAAUUUUUUUAAAAAGCAAUGAAUGAAACAUUUUCAAGUAGCCUCAAAGAUGUAAAGCUAGAUCUUCUGCUCGGCAUUAAUGAGUGUAACAAACGUGGCCUUGCGCAGAGCGCCAAAUGGUUAUCGGAGCUAAACCACGGCCUCAAAACUGUUUCUGUGAGCAUUUCGGGUAAAUCAUUCGAAAAUCUGCAUACCGGAAUCGCCGAAGAAGAAUACGAUGAUUAUGUGCUGUCCAAAAGUUACUUCGAUGUGCGAGAGUACGAUCGUUCGGCGUACUUCACCCGGAAUUGCGCCUCUCCAGUUCCGCGCUUUCUGCAUCUGUACGCGACUUACAUGUCCAAGGAGAAGAAACGGCUGGACAACAUGAGUGACAAUUCGAUAGUCAAUUCCAAUAAUCAUGUGAAGGACUUCUCGGAGCUGCUGGCAACGCUACGAACGGAUUACGGACAGCGGAAGCUUGAUGGGUACUGUAUGUGGCUUUACGGGGUCAUCCUGAAGAAGCUGGACUUGAAUCAGAUGGCGGUACAGAUUUUCGUUGAUGCCAUCAAUGCGGAACCGACACUGUGGGGGGCGUGGUUGGAGUUGGCCCCAUUGGUCACCGAUAAAAAUAUGCUUCAGAAUCUGAAAUUGCCCGACCAUUGGAUGAAGCAGAUCUUUGUUGGCUAUACCUACAUCGAACUGUUCCUCAACGAUGAAGGAAUCAAAAUCUUUGAGCAUCUUCAAGCUGCUGGAUUUGGGAAGUGCAUUUUCAUCCCGACCCAGCUGGCGAUUGCGUUCUCAAACAAGCGAGACGUCGAUAAAUCUAUUGAAAUAUUUCGGCACUUGCACGAGGUGGAUCCGUUCCGCUUGGAUAACUUGGACUCUUACUCGAAUCUCCUGUUCGUGAAGGACAUGAAGACUGAAAUGGCUCAUCUGGCGCACAAGGCGGUUGACAUAAAUAAGUACAGCCCGGAGACGUGCUGCGUCGUGGGUAAUUAUUACAGCAUCAGGGCUGACCACCACAAGGCCGUGGUGUACUUCCAGCGGGCCUUGAAGCUCAAUCCGCGUUAUCUGUCGGCGUGGACGUUGAUGGGGCACGAGUUUAUGGAGAUGAAGAAUACCAAUGCAGCGAUUCAAAGCUAUCGGCAAGCUGUAGAGGUCAACCGUCGCGAUUUCCGUGCAUGGUACGGCUUAGGACAGGCAUAUGAAAUUCUAAAAAUGCCGUUCUACAGUUUGCACUACUAUAAGGCAGCCCAACAACUACGCCCGUACGACAGUCGAAUGCUAGUCGCACUGGGGGAGACUUACGAAAAGCUGGAAAAGGGUGAAAAUGCUCUCAAGUGCUAUCAGAAAGCUUACAACGUAGGGGACAUUGAAGGCGUGGCAUUGUUCAACUUGGCUCGGCUAUAUGAAAGGCGAGAAGAGAUGGAGAAGGCCGUUCCGGCGUAUCUACGAUAUAGCUCGGACGAGAAAGCCGUUGCAGAUAAAAGUUCGUUGUGUCAUGCUUUCAUGACCCUGGGCAACUAUUACGAGAAGAAAGAUGAAUUCGAUAAAGCUUCACAUUUUGCGUACAAAUGUUUAGAGUACGAGGAGUCCAAACGCGAGGCGGAAGCCCUAUUGAAGAUCAUCGCCAAUAAGAGGUCACAAAAAGUGGCUGCGGCCGAUAAAGCGAAAGAGUCAUCGCCGACGACCAAUAAAGAAAAGCCUAUCGACAUGGACUUGGAGGAGGUGGAAAUGGAUGAGAGCGACAUGGGCCGGAUGGUGAAUUUGGUGAUGGCCCAGGAUGACAUGCUGGUGGAGAAUGAUGAACCGGAGUUCCAACUAGAACAAGCUGUGGAUGAUAUUUCAACAUUGUCUAUCAUAAUGGAACACGGGUCCGAUGGAAAUGAAUAAAUUUGAUCAACUUCAUCAACACUGUAAA
Molecule: messenger RNA, 1988 nt
Organism: Armigeres subalbatus
Lineage: Eukaryota; Metazoa; Arthropoda; Insecta; Diptera; Culicidae
Gene: Cdc23
Product: cell division cycle protein 23 homolog
Exons: 2
Coding region: 107-1960 (617 amino acids)
Biological process (GO): positive regulation of mitotic metaphase/anaphase transition; protein ubiquitination; cell division
Cellular component (GO): anaphase-promoting complex
Molecular function (GO): protein binding
Source: RefSeq, a predicted model, not a curated record